Saccostrea cuccullata (small rock oyster) is the source of this 1301-nucleotide messenger RNA. RefSeq names its product sarcoplasmic calcium-binding proteins I, III, and IV-like. The transcript is spliced from 7 exons. The record is from RefSeq and is a predicted model, not a curated record. NCBI's taxonomy places the organism in Eukaryota, Metazoa, Mollusca, Bivalvia, Ostreida, Ostreidae. Bases 171 to 746 code for a protein of 191 amino acids.
AAUUGACAGAAGUCAGUGUCGUCUGUUGAUCACGGAGAGACAUUUUUCGCGCGGUUUUAGGAAAACGUCAGAUCGAUCUUGUUUGUUAAGGCAUCGGAAAUAUACCAUAUCUAGCACAUUCCGGACUCAUCUAUCAAAAUACUAACUUCGUAAUUCCAUUUGAAUAAGAUAUGGCAGAAAAUCAACUCUCAGACUUCCAAACGAAAAAAGUUCUUCGAGUUUUCAAUAUACUUUAUGGCAAAAAUGACGACGGGGUUAUAGCAAAAGACGAUUUCCUUAUUGCCAUUGAUAAAUUCUGUAACAGUCUCGGAUGGCCUAAGGAUGGAGAACAAUACAACAAAGGGAAAGAAACGCUUCUCUUGAUAUGGGACGAUCUGAAAAAAUACGCCGACGAAAAUCAGGAUGAUAAGGUCUCUAAAGAUGAAUGGGUUCAGAUGUGGAGUGAUUGUCUACAGUCAGUCAAACACGGAAAACCUUUUCCAGAAUGGCAGCAGAGGUUCAUGCAGUUCAUGUUUGAAGUGAAUGAUAAAUCAGGUGAUAAUGAAAUUGAUAUAGACGAGUAUACGACAGUAUGGAAUCAAUCAUAUGGAAUCCCCAUAGAGGAAUGUCGUCAAGCAUUCCACAAGAUAUCUGAUGGCAAGAACAUCACAAGAGAAGUGUUCGAAAUGCUUUGGAUAGAGUAUUUUGUUUCAAAUGAAAGGGUGGCAAGGGGUAAUUACCUCUUUGGCAUUCCAGACUUCAUUUGAAAUUUACAUCGGCCAAUGUCAGAUUUCUGUACCAAGAGAGGUAACCUGAUUUGGGUUUCCUCUUUGAAAAAUUUAAUUCAGUUUUUGAGUUGUCGCUCCUUUCAAAACAGAGAAAAGAACCGCUACGCCCGAUAAUGUGUAGCGAGAAAAUAUUUUAUUUUAUUUUAUUUUUUCACAUUGUAACUUAUACCUCAAAAAAAAAAUUAUAUAGAUCUAUAUGAUUGUAUUUUCUUUAUUGAUUGUUAAAAAAUAUAUUAAGCUGAAAUUGAGUAGAAAUAAUUAACUUGCCCUAUUUCUUGGAAAUUGCCAGAUUUUGUUGGAAUAGAGAUUUGUUUUUCGGCAUAAGAACGAACGAUAACUCUUGUUGUAUACAGGACGAACGAUAACUCUAUGACGAGAAAUAAUGUGCUCUUAAAUUUGUAAUAUUGUCUCUUAUUUAUUGUAGAAAAUAUUCAUAUUGUAUUAAAAUCCUAGAACUUUUUACUUUUAUACAUUUGGUAUGUGUUCUAUGUAGUAAAAAUGUAUAAUGCAUUAUUAAAUCACUUAAAACUAUAA